This is a messenger RNA of Caenorhabditis remanei, 1179 nucleotides long. RefSeq lists its product as uncharacterized. Lineage: Eukaryota; Metazoa; Nematoda; Chromadorea; Rhabditida; Rhabditidae. The transcript is spliced from 3 exons. The coding region runs from base 1 to 1179 and encodes 392 amino acids. The record is from RefSeq and is a predicted model, not a curated record. Gene Ontology annotation, molecular function: protein binding.
AUGACAUCAAACGUUUUGAUGGUUGUUCCUACUCAACGUCCUUUCCUUAUACUGAAACUUCCAUUACUCAUUUUCGAUGCUGUAACAAAGAUAUGGAAUCCUUUCGAGCUGUAUAACUUCUCAAAAAUAUCGAAAAAGACAAAGUCAUUAGCAAAGUCAAUUAGCAAAAGGCCGUUCUCACUUAGCUUAAUCGAUUGGGCACCGUUCGAAGUUUGGCUUGAAUUCGGAACAAAAGACUCGGAUCGUUGGAUGUUUAGGCCUACUUCGAUUCAAUCCGAAGAUAAAUAUCUUAUUGAGAAUCAGAUUCAUAGAUAUUUCCGCUUUUAUGCUGCGAAUCCAUUUGAGAAGAGUGUAGAAGUAUUAGAGCAGUUAAUGGAUAUAUUCAACACACCAUUGUAUGGGUUAUAUCUCGAAUCUAAAACUGGUCGAAAUGUUGUCGAUUACCUUCUCAGGUAUGCGAAUGAACUACCACAAGAUUCAUAUCAAACACUUCAUCUCUCAUGUUCGAAAUUAGAAGAUAUUCAUCAUUUACUGGAGACAAACAAAAAGAAAGUGGAUUCAUUGUCGGUAGAGAUCUAUAAUGCAGAAGAUCCCAAAUUGAAACAAUUGUCAUUGUCUCGUCAGUUGUAUAACGAACUCAGAAUUUCCAAUCUUCAAAUGGAAAGUUCAUAUCUCCUGACUGCUUUGGACGUUAUCGAAAUCGACCUGUAUAAUAGUGAAUUGACUAAUCAAUACUUGAACUCAUUCCUCAAAAAUCUAAUAGCUGGGAAAUCUAAUUCAAGACUAAAGAAGGCCUUCAUUAGAACACAUGACGUUAUCAAUCUAAGGGAAAUUUUAGAUGGAAUUCCAUUUGUAAAAAGAGAUCCGAGGACAACGAAAAGAUGUAUCGAAAUUGAGUAUUUCCUUGGGAAAGAAUUAUCCUGGAUCUUUGGUGGAUAUGACAUUCAACUUAAUGACGGAAGAACUGCAACACUCCAAUGGCAUAAGUUUUUAAGGGAAUCUGAGAAUUCGACGGUUCCAUUGAGAUGGAUUCAGAAGUAUGAAGACGUGAAUGAGAUGGAGGAUAAUGUUGAUCCAGAAGCAGAUGAAAAUGAGUAUCACGAAGUGGAAGACGGAGAAGAAACGGGAAGAUUCACAUGUAGCUCUUAUCUCAAAUCACUAACUAUUUCUGUUUGGUAA